Anthonomus grandis grandis is the source of this 10065-nucleotide messenger RNA. Its product is annotated as titin-like. The transcript is spliced from 6 exons. Lineage: Eukaryota; Metazoa; Arthropoda; Insecta; Coleoptera; Curculionidae. The record is from RefSeq and is a predicted model, not a curated record. The coding region runs from base 362 to 3577 and encodes 1071 amino acids.
UUCUCCCCAAACUGGAUCAGUCGAUAAUGUCGCUCUAAAACGUUAACUGGUCGACGUUGUUAUCGCACACACCAUCCGCACGUUAACCCUAUUUUACGAAUAAAAUUACGUAAUUAUUGUUAUGUUACCGCGUGUAUAAACGCUCCCUAAACGCUGCUCUCGGCCCUCGUGAUAUGUGAACGGAUUGAUAUUUAUUAAAAAAAAAAAAAUAACAGGCGGGAAUAAUUUAAAAAAAAAAUAAAUUAAGGGACUAAUUUUAGAGAAAAAAUGUCUUUCCUCUGAGGGUGGCCGAUGAGAAGAAACGUCGCGUCGGUCGGAUCGGGGGUGGUUUUAUUAACGUCUUAAGAUUGAUUUCGAUAAUAUGGGAAAACGGGCGAGGAAAACUAGAUGGCGAGCCCUAGAUAUUGCCGACGAGCACAGCGAUAGCGAAGAGAGCAACACGAACUCCUCAGCGGUAUCCAGUAGAUAUUCCAGAGUGAGCAACAGCACCGGCUACUACAGUUCGAAAUAUUCUUAUUCUAGUCAAUCGACUCCGGCGAGGAGGCGGUACAACCAGUACGAUGGGAGUAUCAAGAGCACCAGGUCGAGUAGUACCACCAGCGAAACCAAAAUUACUUUUAACGAAGAUGAAUACACGCGAAUCACGACCCCCAGGCAAGAUGUUCUAUUUAAGAAGGGUUACCUGAACAAGCCCAAGACUUAUCAGACUCAAACGUCUACCGGUAAUUCUACGAUAUCUACGGGAAAUUCUACGGAAAAUGGCACCCCCGACCACCAGUCCACCGGUAAAUAUCGAGAAUUUCCCAGAGAAUUCUCGAACGUUCUUACGUUUUCUUUCGUUACAGAUUUGGAUUAUGAAUCUCAGUUUAUGUUUCCCAACGGAUUUGUCGACCAGAACGGAAUUUAUUACGUGAAUAGUUACGAACCAUAUCCCUUAAUGUUGUUCAACCCACCCACGUACUACCAUGAAUUCUCAAAUACGAAAGCGAAACGAUACAGCACCGGAUCAUUGAGUGAGUCAAUGAGUCCGAACAAUGAGGAGGCAACGAGUCAGGACAUGAGUCAGAGCGGAGGUGAGGCCUCAAACAGUGGAGUAUCGGACUAUAGUGGCCCACCUAUUUUUAACAUGGUCUAUCCCGGGUAUUACGUUAAUGGUGCAUGCACGCCUACUGGUAUGGCGAACGGCCCUCACCAUCAAUACCCCCCAGAACCGGUAAAAAAACUGAAAAAACGCCGAGAGCGCAAAUCCUCGAAAACCAUCCCGGGCGACUCCUCCGAGUUCACCGACGACAAUUCCGCCGACGAACAAUCGGACAAAACCACCCACUUACACCGCGUGCGAAUCCCAGAAGAUCAACCCCCGGAAGCGCCGCCGUGCUCCGUUGAAACUACCUCAGAAAAACCCUCCAGUGGAGACUCCACCACAACCGGUUGCGCCGAUCAAAAGACUGAAACCAACUUAGACCAGACCCAACCGGAUCACAAAAAACCUCCCUCGGUGCUUAAACCUGACGCAGAAGAGUUCAUUCCACGUGCCUACCAUCACCAACAAGCCCUAGGUGCCCCAUUAAAGAUGCUGCCACCCAAUUUCAUGCCCAUACCGAUCGUGCCUAUACCAGGGCCGCCCCAUCCCGCAUUUAUACCCCCCGGUUUCCCCAUUAACUUCAUACCGCCGAAGAUUUAUCCUACCGCUGCUCCGACCUUCACCCCACCCAUCGUCCAGGAGAGCCAAUGCGAAGACAACGAGAGUAAAAUUGAAGAAAGCACUGCCACCCCCAGUCACACCCCUGUGGUAGAAGAAAACAAACCCCAUAGCAAAGCAAUUGAUAUUGCCACGAUUGUAUCCAAACUGAACGCCGUCCGACAAGAGCAACAAGAAAACCCCCCGAAAGAUGUUGAAGAAAGAGUUCAGAAGCCUCAAGUGUUUAAGAGAAACUUCUAUAAUAGAUAUAGAGGCUCGGUUCAAGCUCAGGAGAGCCCUAGGCAUAAGCCGAGAGAAGCGGCAGAAGGAUUCCAGAGGAAGCCCUGGAAGUCCCAGAGUAAUAAGCUGGAAAGUCCUCAGAAGCACCACAAUAAUACCAAGAAGUUUCAUGUAAAAGAAGAGCAAGUAAAGCCGAAACCCAGUCCGAGCCAGUGGAUCUCAGUCUCCAGCAGGAAGAAGAAGAAGAACAAGCCUACGGAAGACCCUGAAGAGAUCGACAAUAACAAUGUAGAAGAAGAGAUUUUGAGUUCAGUUGAAACCACUGAAUUGUUCGAAAGUUACGAUGUUAGUCUACUAGUGGACGUGGUCCCUCCUUCUCAGCUUGCUCAAAAAGACGAAGAACAAGAAGAAGAGAAAAGAAUCGAGAAUAUCCUUAGCAGCAUAGCCCAGAAAGAAGUGAUAACUAAUGGCAAAGUAACCCCCCCAGACAUCAAAGAAGUAAGCGAGAUUGAGAAAGAAAUCAUUGUUAAGAUUGAAGAGAGUGAUCAGAUUGAGAAAUCUCUAGUAGAAGAAGUCACUACUGAAGAAUGUAAACCGAAAAAGAGAUCAAAGAAAGGCACCCAGAAGCCCUUAACGAAAAAGGUGAUCAUCACAGACAUCUUUGAGGAACCCCCAGAGGAGCCAGUUAAACAAACUGUGAAAAAACCCUUGAAACCCGCGGAAACUCCAAAGGAACCCACUCCAGAACCGGAAAAGAAAACCAAAAAGAAAAAGAAAAAGAAACCGUCCCUCGCCCCCAUGAACGACUCUGGAGACAAUUUGGAGGUUUUCCUCGCAUCUGAAGAAGACAAAACCACCGACGACAUAUCCUUGGAGCUAGACAAACUGAUCCAGAAAGGAAUGUUCAGUUCCCUGCAGUCGAACAUCCAGGAAUCAGACGAGUUUUUCAUGAGCUUCCCGUCUUCCACGAAGACUCCCGAUUAUAAUCGAAUCUUUCAAAGUACCAGGCAGUUUCUAAAGCCCAAUAUGGUAAGUGUAGAGCACGAUAUUAAAGUAGAUAGUCUUUAUAAGGGUCAUAUUAAAUCGCAUUCUUCUACUGUAGACACUGCCGAUCCGACCGCUGGACCUCAUUUAAGCCUUCAACCACAGGAGGUACCUUCGAGUUGUCCAGAAACUCCUCCUGCUGUUGAUCACGAUGAUGUUGCAAAAUUAGUUGAAGAAGUAAUAGUUGAGCAGUGUGAUGGUGCACAGUUGCCAUCAAUCACACUUGCUGUAAAAGAAUGGAUGUGCAAGACCAGAGAAACCACUCCGGACGUGGAGAUUCUAAAGAGUCCUGAAGAGAUUCAAAAAUAUCUAGAAGAGGAGGAGGAGGAGGAGGAUACUCUCUUUGAUGACGAAAAAGAUGACUUGCUCGAGUUUUGGGACAACUUGAACUGUGAUGAUAAUAUUCUGCAGAAAGACAACAGUGUGAAAAGUGUGAAAGAUGAUGCUGAAAUGAAGUGUUGUACUGAUAAAAUAAAGCUCGAAAAUAAUGAAGAAGUGAAAGUGUACGAUGGUAAAAAUGAAACUUCGAAGUUUCUCGAUGAAGAAAAUGAUGCUCAAAAAAAGGAGGAGAAGCUUCCGCAUCGCACCCGUGCAUGUUGUAUAUUACAAUAAGUUGUUAAAGUUUUAAUGUGAAAAAUAUCAUAAUAUGAGGUUGCGUAAUGUUGAAUAUUCUUUGUAAUAAUUGUUACAGAUGUUUAAUUUUUUACGCUUGUUAGAGUAACGUUUUAUUCUAAGUGGGUUAUGGAAAUGAUGUCAUAGGCUUGACUAGUACCUAAAUGUUUUUUCUGGGCAGUAUAUAUAAAAUUUCAUUUCUUCCAGGCAGUUAUUUUUGGGUUCUAUAGGCAAUUCCAAGAUAUUUGAGGAAUAUCCAGUUUAAACGUUAUUAAUUUUAAUACGUGAUAGAGAAAUUAAUUUUCAUUAUAAAAUUUUUCUUAGAAAUGUUUAAUAACAAAGAUACAGGGUGUUGUUAUAUUUAUUUAUUUAUCACAACUUUCAAACGACCAUCUCAAUUUUAAUUAAAUUUCGCAGGCAGGUUAUUGUAGUGAAUUGUGAAUUAUUGAUGAAGCCAAUUUUUAAAAAAAUUUCCAGUGGCGUAACGUACAGAGAGACUUGCUCUUUUUUUGCCUCAAAUCUGCGAGGUGAUAAAAUAUUUUUUUAUAAGAAGUCAAGUGUUAGAUUCUCUAUUUAAUUAAGAAAAAAAAGUUAAUCCUGCAAAAUUAUGAUUUAAGGCACUGUUUUUAACCCAGAUACCCCUGAAGCUCUUAACGUUUGUUUUUUGUUAUAUAGUUUUGUAAAUCUACUUAUUGGGUUAAAAUAAACAUAUUUUUCUAGUAAAUUUUUUAGUUCCACUUUUAGAUUUUUCUGUAAAAGCCGUCGGUUUAAACAUACGGUAGCAAUAUCUAUAAGGUACUAGAACUCAAUUAUUCUUAUAAACUUAUAAAACGUUAUUUAGAAACGAGAUUUUUUUUAACCAAUAAUAAUAGAUUAGUUUUUAGUAUGGUAACCGUUGAUUGAAAAGGGAAUCGCCUGAAAAGGGAAUCGCCUCUUCAAUCAACGAUGGUAACUUAAAAAACACAUUUUUGAAUGAAGUGCAACAUCACACUUCUGGCAUCUGAAUGCUGCUUGUUUGUGGCAAAAUGCGCAGCGGGUUUGCUUUUCCUGCCAUAUCUGCGUUUUAUUCUGCCAUAUCCAAAGCAUGUGAAAACAAGCAAAAAUACCACUUCUUUCCUCUGAUUUCUACGCGGUAAAGGCUUAUAUUUUGGUCAGCCCUAUCAACACCGCCCAUGUUUUCGUUGUAUUUUUUGAUCAAACAUGGCUGCUCAACAUGUAUCAUUUUCUUUUCUUUCUGAGAGAAGCGUUUGACUUGCUGUGUCGGAAAAGGAGAUGUUACAUUUGAGGCGAUUGUAACAACACUAUUGUCAUUCCAUUUACAUACAAUAUUAUUUUGGUUCUCCUUUAAAAGAUAAUCAAAACUACCACGGAAUUUUUUCUUGAACAUACUGGAUUUUUCAAGAGGGCUAUCUGAUAGUCUGUUUUCUCGCAGAGUUCCUGUACAUUUGAGCCCCCUGGAGGUCAGCUUAGCCAACAGACGUAAUGACGUAAACAAAUUGUCACAAAAGAUAUGGAAAGGAGCUUUUUCACAUUGAGACUGAAUAAUAUCAGCAAACUGAAGUACAACACUAGCCCCUAAGCCAAGAGGACGAUAUUUUUUAGAAAUAAUAGUUGUGGACCCUUGAUACGGCUCAAACCAUUCAAUGUAUCCCUUUUUAGUUGUUCCCACCCAUACCUUAUAACCCCAACGAAUGGGCUUUCCUCAGAUGAACUGUUUUAAUAAUAAUAAUAAUAAGCUUUAUUUCCAACAGGUUACAUAUACCCAGUUACAGGAAAAUCAAUUAAAUAUAUAAAUGUACGAAUGCAUGAAUUGUAUUAGAUUCAUGCAACUAAACUAUAAAAGAACUAUAAAAGAAUUGCUAUAUAAUAAAAAAAAAGUAGUGAACUUGAGAAAAUAAAUAAUAAAAAAUCAACACUAAAUUAGGAUAAGAAUCAAGAAUUAAUUUAAAUCAAAAGACCAAAAAAAAAAUGAGUAAAUAAAUGUAUUCAAGCUAAAAACUAAAUAACCUAGCCUUCCCCACCGACCAUACGCAGGUGAUUCAAGAUAAGUGCCAAAUCGUCAUGAUAAAUGUCACAAGAAUCAGCAAUAGUGUUAAAGUUUUGACACAUAAAGUGAAUAGGACUCUGGUACAGAAUGUUGGACCUGGCUGUGUCCAAGUUAAAAGCUGGACACUGUCUGGAUCCUGGGCGUGGUAUCUGAAAGCAAAUCCUUUGCAAAAGGGAUGGGCAGUCAAUUUUAUGGUUAAGUAAAUUAAACAAGAAUUUCACCGAAUGCAUUUCUCUCCUCUUCGCAAGUGACCGUUCAGUAUAUCUAGAGAGCAGCAGGUUAUGGUCAAAACCCCUUGGAGGAUAGAAUCCAUCAUCCUUAAAUGCCAAACAUUUAAGGAAUCGCCGUUGGACUGAUUCUAAUAGGUGAAUGUGCUGGUUGUAAAUGGGAGACCAAAUGAGGGAGCAGUAGUCCAGCCUGGAUCUAACAAAUGCAUAGUAGAGCGUUUUGGCAGUGGCAGUGUUCAAAAAAAGUUUGCAAUUUCUAAUAAUAAAGCCUAGCAUGUGAGUAGCUCUAGAAACAGUAUCUUCGAUGUGGGGGAUAAAAGAAAAUUUGAUCCAUGACCGCCGUAAUAGGGUACCAUCGACUCAUCCACGCUAUGGCACUCUUCAAGGGGUGCAAAUGACUGAAAUUUCUCAUUCAGAGUAGAAAACAAAGGCCUCAGUUUCGAAAACUUAUCGGUAUUUUCAAGAUUGUUGUUAUCAUUCAGGUGCAAAUUCUGCAUUAUAAAACUAAAGCGAUCUCGAGAAAUCGCCGAAUAGACUAACUUAUUUCCUGCGUCACUGUUAUUUUUCCCAUUACAUUGACCGUCGACUGUGAAAUGAGUUGUAUCUAGAGAGCAGUAAAACACCAACGAAACAUUUUAUUUCACUGGAAUGUAAUCACCUUGGCGAUUGUGCUGAAUAGCAUACAAAUUGGAAUAUUUUACAACCAAGUCAAUAAUUUCGUCAUCUAUAAACUGAAAAAAUAGUUCUAAAGGAGAUAAAGAAUUUUUUAGUCCACUUGCGUUUACCCAUUCUGGAAAAUCUUGGUUGAUGUCACCUUUUUUCCAAGAGUAAUUUGGUUUUGAGGUCGAUAAUUUUGAUCGUUCUUUCGUAAGAAAGAUAGACAAAGGUAGGUCAUCGUCGCUGUCAAAAUCACUCUCAACUGUAGUUUGGUUAGAUCCCUUGUUUUCAAAUAUUACCUCGACUUCAGUCAUCAGCUGACUUUCAGGGAGGUUGUUUAUAUCCACUUCAUUUUCGUCAUCCAUUCAUUUGCGUUAACUGGCGGUAGAACGGCAAUAGCAUCAGGAAUCAACUCAUCGUCAUCAAGGUUUUCAAUUUCUGCCAUGAGUUCAUGAAGUUUCAAGGGCCGCUUCCAAUAACUGCAAAUAUAAGGAAAAAAUUCGAAUAAUACUGGAUUUUCCAACUGUCCGUUAAAACGGACAUCGGUAUUUGAGGUUAUAUUUUUGCCGGUGAGAUGAAAUUUGUUAACUUAUUUCAUUAUCAUUUUUUAUACAAGUAUAAAGAUUGAUAUUUUCCAAAAUUACUUAUUCACAAGAUGGAAAAAUAAUAUGAAUAGUUUAUCAGUAUAUUUACCUAUAAUUAUCCAUUGUUUACAAGAAACUAAGCACCUGUUAUUCCAAAUACUUUCUCGCAUACAGAACUCUCCCUUUAAGAGGUUAGAAAACAAAAUUUCGCUAAAACACGCGUUUCUAACAACGAAUAACCCAACGCUAUCUAACGCGGAGUGACAGAGUUUUAAAUCUGCAGCGAACUAUAGGUGAUUGUUAUAACGGACGGUAAGGGUAUCUGGGUUAAAAUAUCUUAAUUUAAUUGUUCAGAAAUACCUGCUAAAAUUUAUAAAAAAAAAGGAAAUCAGGCUUGAAUUUGUAAAAAAGUUGAAUAUUAAAGAUGAUCAAAAGUUACCUUAAGUCAUGAUUUCAUUUGACAGGUUUAAUUUAAGAUUCAAUCCUAAUUUUCUUUUUUUUUCAAAGUUUUUGAAGUAUUUUAAUUGGCAUUUCUGUACAAUUAAACUAAGAUAUUUUAAAUUAUCACCUCGCAGAUAUGAGGCAAAAAAGUCCCUCCGUAUGUUACGCCACUGGCAAUGUUUUUAAAAAUUGGCUAUCAGUAAUUGACAAUAACCUGCAUGUGAAAUUCAAUUAAAAUUGAGAUGGUCGUUUAAUAAUUAUGAUAAAUAAACAAAUAAUUAUUCCUAACUUUUAACGCCCUGUAUCUUUGUUAUUAAAUAUUUCUGAGACAAAGUCUAUUUGUUUUUAAUUUCUCUAUCACGUAUUAAAAUUAAUGACGUUUAAACUGGACCACCCUGUAUAGAACGUUUCAUUUGAAUUUCUUGUUCCUUUAUGUUAAAUAAGACACCCUAGAUAUUAUUGCAUUUGUGGAUUCUACCUAAAAAUCCAAGAAAUUUAAUGGGUCACAUAUUUGGUUGUCUAUAUUUUGGUCGAAUCAUUGAGCAGAUAUAUUUAACUGCAUAUUUCUCCGCAACGGCUCCACCGAAGUAUGGCAUGUAAACCCUCGUAUUUCUUGAAUAUUCAUGUUAAAAUUGAAAAUAUAAUUAUAUGUUUGGUGCAAAUUUAACCAAAAAUAGAAGCUAAUUUCUUAUAUUAACUCAAACACUUAAUAUUACUACUGCAUUUUUUGGAUUCUACCUAAACAUCCAAAUAUACACACAUGCCAUACUAUGGUCGAGCAGUUGCGGAGAUAUAUGCAAUCAAAAAUAUUCUUUUGCUUACAUUUCGACAAUGACGUCACAAGCAAAGUAUGUCAUGUGACCCCUCAUGCACAUUUCUUGGACUUUAAUUUAAAUCCAAAUAUUCAAAAAUGUACAGAGUGUCUUUUAAAAAAGCCUUAAACAGCAAAAUCUUGUGCCCAGAGAACAUCCUCCUAGUUGCGCCUAUGAAACUCGAGCAAUAAUAUUAAAUAAUAAUUAAUAUGUCAGCUUUAUCACAAAAUGCCUUAAAGUACCACAUCACAAAAUAUCCAGGACAAAAAAAACUUAAAUAUCAGCUGUUUUAUACUCAUUGGUACCAGCAAGGUACGUGCCCCUAUAAAUAUUACUAAGUGGUGAGAUAUUACAAAGAAAACUGUAAUAUAAGACGUAAACAUUGGUCAAUUUAAAAAUUGGCUGAAUAGUUCAUACACAUACUUAGUGCUUCCAAAAAAAAAAAAAGUAUACAGGGGUCCCACGUUGACGAAUGACACAUAUUCAAAUUUCAUAUAUAAUUCCUUAAAAUUUAAUGGGUUAUAAUUUGGUUCAACUGUUUCGGAGACACAAUAAUUGUUUAUAUGUAUACGGAAAACAGGUACACCAAAGUAUAUCACGUGGCCCAUGAAUAACAAUUUCGUAAGAUUCUUAUAACCAUUAAUCGAUAUUUAAAAAAAAAGUUGAUUUGCAAAGGGCAGCAAUUGAAACUAUAUAAGAAAAGCUGCUUUUACCAGUGAUGAUAAUAUUAAAACUAUAUUUGUUCCUACGAUUGUUUUUAAUUUUUUAAGCCAUACAUUGUUGCCAUUUCACUUGUCACGACGUUCAUUAUAUAACGUGAUAUUUUCUGAGGGAUUUCGCCAAAUAUCUAUGUGUGUGUGGCAUGUGACCGUUAUAUGCCAUAUAAUUGCGUUAUGUUUUUUUUUUUUAAUAUAAACACAAUAUCAAAUUGUAUUCUGUACAUUUUAUUAUAAUUUAUUAGGGUUUUCUUAACACCUCUGAUUAUUUAGGGUAAAUGAACAGUAGAGGGGCAAUUAUUUAAAUAAUUGCGACAAAUAAGUUUGAUAGAAACGGCCUUUGCUCACCAUUUUUAUAAAUAAUAAUUCAAAUGUAGAGAGUUAUUUAGCAAAAAUGAAUUAAUGAAAUCUCCCAUUUUUAGGGUUGCAUAGCAUGUUAGCUCCGACCCCAAAGGAUGGGAGAAUGUACUGUUAAAUGAGUGAAGGGGGUAAGGGCACUAGAGGAACCAGAAGGGUCCUUCUCCCAUUAAAUUCUUCUUGAUUUCACUUAAUUGAAGCCAAAAGUUUAUAAUGUAGGUUGCUUAAUUUUUAAAUUACUAUAGCCAAAUUUACAUUGUUUUAAUUAAUAAUUAUAGACUUUAGAUAAAAUAAAGACAAUAUAAAAUAUAAUAAUAAUAUCGUAUGCUAAACAAAUUUAAGGCCUGUUUCUUAGUGGUUAUGUUAUUGUUGAUAUCCUUAAAAGACAAGAUUGUGUGCAUGUCCCAGAACCGCGCUAUUAUGGUUUUACUUUGUCGGGUUUCCUUUUUAUUAUUAAUAUUGUUAUUAUUAUUAUAUAAUUGAAUGUACGUGGGUAAUUUUCUUCAUUAUUUCCUUCCGAUUAAAUACUAUUCUUACACUGUAAUCUUGUAAUCAUAAUAAUGAUUAUUCGUUGUUAAAUUGUUAUUUUUUGAGAUUUGUGCCUUCGCCAUAUUUGUAAAAUAAAUAAAAUAUACAAAAAAAAAUAA